GCAAGUCUUUCUCUUCCCGCCAACCAGUCAGUCAAUUACUUCCCUUCCGUCUCUAUAGCCUCCAUGAGCCGAGGCGGCAGCCGAGAGGUGGAGCAGAGGCUCCUCCGCCUCCUCCACGGCCGAGACACCCGAACCCGCCUCCGUGAAAUCCAUGGUCACUUCCUUCGCCACAGCCUGCACCACUCCAACCAGCUCCUUGCCCAUUUCGUUUCCAUAUGCACCUCCCUCAACAAAAUGCCUUACGCCAACCGCGUGUUUGGGCAAUCCGCCAACCCCAAUAUCCUUCUCUUCAAUUCCAUGAUCAAGGGCUACUCCCUUUGUGGUCCAUUCCAUGAAUCCAUUACGAUGUUUUGCAACAUGAAAAGACGCGCCAUUUGGCCCGACGAGUUCACCUUUGCGCCUUUGCUAAAGGCGUGUGCCAAUCUUCGUGAUCUUUAUUUGGGUUUUAAGGUUUAUAAAGAAGUAAUUGUUCUUGGGUUUGAAAGAUUUGGAUCGAUCAGAGUAGGGGCCCUUGAAUUGUAUGUGAAUUGUGAGAGACUGGGGGAGGCGAAGAGGGUGUUCGAUGAGAUGUCUCACAGGGAUGUUAUAGUUUGGAACUUGAUGAUUCGUGGGUUUUGUAGCAGUGGGGAUGUAGAAACAGGAUUGAGUUUGUUUAGGCGAAUGGGUGAAAGGAGUGUAAUUUCUUGGAAUACGAUGAUCUCUUGUUUGGCGCAAAGCAGGAGAGAUGAGGAUGCUUUAGGGCUUUUCCGUGAGAUGUGGGAUCAGGGGUACGAGCCUGAUGAGGCAACUGUAGUGUCAAUUUUGCCAGUUUGCGCUCGUAUAGGCGAAGUUGAUAUCGGAAAGUGGGUUCACACUUAUGUGGAGUCAAGCGGUCUUUAUCGAGAUUUUGUGUCAGUGGGCAAUGCUCUAGUAGAUUUUUAUUCUAAGUGUGGGGAACUGGAGAGAGCUCUUGAAGUUUUUAAGGACAUGCCUCAGAAAAAUGUGGUUUCUUUGAAUUCGAUGAUCUUAGGUUUGGCUUUCAAUGGAAAGGGUGAACUUGGAGUUGAAUUGUUUGAGGAGAUGACAGGUCAUUAUGGUCUAAGCCCCAAUGAUUCAACUUUUAUAGGGGUGUUAGCUUGUUGUGUCCAUGCUGGUCUGCUGCAAAGAGGUAGAGGUUUCUUUGCUUCAAUGGUAAUGGAUCAUCAUAUCCAACCAAAACUUGAGCACUACGGAUGCAUGAUUGAUCUGCUCGGGCGCAGUGGUUGUGUGAAGGAGGCUUAUGAAUUGAUGCAAACAAUGCCAAUGAAGCCAAAUGCUGCUUUAUGGGGUGCUCUACUUAGUGCAUGCCGCACUAAUGGUGAUAAGGAGCUUGCUGAGAAUGCAGUUAAGGAGCUUAUCAAUCUUGAACCAUGGAAUUCAGGCAAUUAUGUGCUAUUGUCCAAUAUUUAUGCGGAAAGAGGUAAUUGGAGAGGGGUUGAGGAGGUAAGAAUAUUAAUGAAAGAAAACUGUGCUGAUAAAAUUGUGGGACAGAGCAUGAUUGGAUAAUUACACGGAGACAUGUGAAGACCUGGUUCUUGCUAUAUGUUGAACUCUGAAAUCAGGAGUCUUUGCAUCUAUAAUGUUGUUCGAAGUCAGAGCGGACAUUCUACAAACCUAGGAAGAAUUUGUGGAGCUUCGGUUAUGAGUUCAGCAGAGCAUGAUGGGAAAUUUCUUGCUUUCAUCCUUCUGAGGCCAAACCGUUACAGCUCUGGAACUCUAAUGUUCUUCUGAGAGGUUUAUGUCGAGAGACAAAUAUGGAUGGCUAAGCAGAUGCUGCUCAGAAGGAGAUAUGUCCCCGCACCAAAGAAGGAGCCAUUGAUCGCCCCUAAAACAGUAGCUGAUUGAAAGCCACAAACAAUCGAUACCAAUAAAGCAGCAGAAGAGAAGAAAAAGCCCGUCGCAUUAAUAACUUAUGCUGUUGAGGGGGAUCUUCUCUCUAAAUGAAAUAUAAUGACUACUUAUAAGUGAGGUUUCUUUUUUUUUUUUUUGGGUGAAAUAUAAGUUGCAUUCAUCCAAGAAUAUUUACAAGCUAUUCCAGGCAUACCCGGAGAGGGACAAUGAAUCCACGUUAUGGAGAGUUCCAAGAGGAGCCUCUUAUAAGUGAGUUUUUGU
Sesamum indicum (sesame) is the source of this 2130-nucleotide messenger RNA. RefSeq names its product Tetratricopeptide repeat (TPR)-like superfamily protein. NCBI's taxonomy places the organism in Eukaryota, Viridiplantae, Streptophyta, Magnoliopsida, Lamiales, Pedaliaceae. Gene Ontology annotation, biological process: RNA modification. Gene Ontology annotation, molecular function: RNA binding; protein binding. The record is from RefSeq and is a predicted model, not a curated record.